Molecule: messenger RNA, 457 nt
Organism: Amphiprion ocellaris (clown anemonefish)
Lineage: Eukaryota; Metazoa; Chordata; Actinopteri; Pomacentridae
Gene: atp5mk
Product: ATP synthase membrane subunit k
Exons: 4
Coding region: 151-324 (57 amino acids)
Source: RefSeq, a predicted model, not a curated record
UUAUUUUUGGACCAAUAGUGGCGCACUUUUUAACUACUAGGAGUAGGCGGGACUUCCUGGCGAGUUUAGCAUUGCGGCCUCUGCUGAAGGGCACCUGUCUCAUUCUGUUUGUACAGGGGUCGAACGUUAAAGGACCAUUAAUUAUCCAUCAUGGGAGGACACGAUGCUGGAACUCACCAGUUCACUGGACUUGCCAAGUACUUCAAUGCAUACACAAUGAUAGGAAGGAGGAAUUGUGUUUUGGCCACAUAUGCCACCAUAGCAGGAAUUGUCCUUUUCUUCAAAUUAAAGCCCAAGAAACAGGCCGCUGUCACAGAAAAGUAAUUAUGUUUCCAUUUGACCAUAUUUUCUACCUGCUGGGAGAGGAGAGAGCAGCUGGACAUGCUUGUAAUAAAAUUUGAUUGUUUGGUUUUGCCAUGUUAACAAUAAAGAACUCUUAUGCCCAAAACAUAGAAAA